Messenger RNA from Vicia faba (fava bean), 942 nucleotides. The record is from the annotation of a GenBank genome assembly. NCBI's taxonomy places the organism in Eukaryota, Viridiplantae, Streptophyta, Magnoliopsida, Fabales, Fabaceae.
AUGGAUCAAUCUCAGAACCAGCGAUCACUAACAACACCACCACCACCAUCGCAUUCUGUUCAAUUUCACCCUGCUCGACCAUCGAUUGAGCCAUCAUCUGAUAUUUCCUCGAGUCAAUUACAAUCUAAACUAAGAGGCGGACCAUCUGUUGAAAAUAAUGAUAUCAGUAACAGUAACCUUCGCCAGCUAUGUUGCAAAAUCAUUUUAACUGGUCUGGAGUUCAGUUUAAAACCUGUGACAUAUGCCAGAAUCUUCAACCAUAUGCUCAAUUGGCUGGUGAAUUGGAACCAGAGACAACAUGGAGUUGAUGAAUCUGUUAUUCUGAAGUCAUGGAGACUUGACAAAACUAUAAUUGCCUGGCCACAUAGUUGCUUGGAUGUGAUCUGGCUUUUAGUUGAUGAGGGAAAAUGUCGGGUUCCCUUUUAUGAAUUAUUACGUAGUGAUUUUCAAUUCAUAGAAAAUAUACCUGAUGAUGAAGCAUUAUUUACACUUAUCUUGGAGAUCCGCAGGAGACAAGACAUGAUGGCUCUGCACAUGCAAAUGUUAGACCAAAAUCUUCAUUGCCCUACAUUUGGGACUCAUCGGAUCCUAAACCAGACCACACCUACUAUUUCAAAUUUAAACGAAGCAAUAACGCACCUGCGACUAUCACCACUCUCAUAUUUAAGUGUACUUAAGAGAACCAUUGCAAGGAGAGGAUAUUACAUUCAGAAGGGAAGUUUGGACUGGGAGAGAGCUGUACGUUGCAUCAGGCAUGCUCUCCGUACCACACCUUCACCUGAUUGGUGGAGACGAGUACUGGUACUUGCUCCUUGCUACAUGCCUUCAUUUCAAGGGAGUGCUGCUGGUGCUGUUUUUUCUUCAGAGAUGAUUUGUGAAGCAGUUAUUGAUAGAAUUGUAGAACUAUCCAAAUUAACAAAUUCAGAGAUAAAUUGCUGGUAG